AUGACUUCCUUACCAUUUGUGGAUGAGCUUAUAAAAGUUUGUAGCACAAUUUUAACUCGUAUCCAGUUAUCUUUGACUAAAGUGAAGGAAUUAAAAAAAGAAAGCGAUGAGGAGUACGAAUUGAACAAUGACUUAUCUCUUGUUAGAAUUAUUGAUUCUGAAGAACUUUGUUUAUUUGCGCCAUCUGAUGAAGUCAGUGCUAUAUUUACAGAAAUUGCAGAACAAAUUCAAAAUAUCAUCAGACAGUUACGUCACUCGUCGAAUUAUACCGAAGUGAUAUACAAUUACUUCCUAGAUUUUUUAUAUUAUUUCCAUUUUAUUGAUGAUCGUUUUACUGAAACGUUCACCGUGAAUCUUCUUUCAACAUUUAAACAGAACUUGACUAUUUUUAUUCAAUCCAUUGAAGCUUGCCGAGGCGCUCAAACUGGAGAUAUUACUGUUGUUAAAAAGUUCCUUACUGAAGAUCCAUCCUCCAAAAAUCGACCUUUACUCAAUGGACAUACACUAUUAUACACGGCUACGAUGAAUAACUGUUUCGAAAUGAUUAAGUAUCUAAUUGAAGAAGCUAAAUGCUCAGUCAAUGCUCUGAAUCAAAACGAUGUAUCUACAGAUACGGAUACACCAUUGCAUGUGGCUUGUUCCAACGGACAUGCAGAUAUAGUUCGUUACCUUCUUGGUCAAGGUGCUAACUGUUAUACAGAAAAUAAAAAGAAAGAAACAGCUACGAUCAUCGCUAAUUCUUCUUCAAUUCUUUACGAUGUCUUCUGCAAUCAUAUAGUUCUUGAUUACACUGGAAAAGAAUCGGAUAAAAUCGAUUUACCAACAAUGACAAUUGCUAAUGAACUAUCGUUGACAAAUUAUGAUAGAAGUUCAGCGAAGAAAAAUUGUGUUUGGGAAUUUAAGUCAUUACAUGAAAAACAUUGGCAAGUUUUCAUGGAAAAGGAAUCAAACGAAUUAAGUACAAAUUUACGAGACAAAUCAGAUAUGAGCAUCGAUCUCGAUGUUCAAGGUCAAAUAUAUACCAUAUCGAUGAUGACAUUUCUCAAAGAAGGCAAUAGCCAAAAUUUGAAUGAAAAUCGAGCAUGGAUUCGAUGUCGCGGAUCAAAUAUAUACAAUUUCGAUGUUAUUUCUCUAUGGCAAAUGAUGCUCAUUACACAUCCUUCUGUAACCGAUAAAAUACAUCAAGAACCACAGUUGAAAGCAAUCACUGUACCAUCAAUAUUCGAUCGAGAUCAAUUUGAUUAUCAUGUUAACUCAUGGUACAAUGCAGAUGAGAUGGUAAGUAAAUCAAUCGAUGAAGCAAUCAAUCAACGUCUUCGGUAUCACAUGAUCAAUACCCGCCUUUUGGGAAAGAUUACUUUCAAUUUAGAAUUGUUUUCUUUUACCAACGAGAGUGAAACAAUUCAAGGAAAUCUUCGGUGGCUACCGAAAUUUGUUAAUGUUGAUAUGAAAACAAAACGUAUGACGCCUGUCGACAAUUUUCAAGCGAUUGGUCUUCAGAAUAAUCCACCAAUACCUUUAAGAAAUAAAUUAUUACGUGAAUUUUCGAUGACGAAUGAUCAGGAUACUGGUUCAAGUGAAAUAUCUGACAAAAAUGAUAACUCGUCUACAAUUGAUGAUCUCAUGCCUGAUGUAAGCGAUAAUUUGAUGGAUAAUAUGGCAGAAAAUAAGAAAGAAGAAAUUGAAGAUGUUCCAUCAUUCAUACAAGCAGAACUAGAUACUGAAUUAAAAUUUGAUAGCGAUGAGGAAUCAACUAUAGACGAAAGUGAAUCAAAUAACUCAGCUAUUCUCGAAAAUAUUCAAAAUAAUAUUCGAGACAAGCGCAAUGACUUAAACCGAAAGAAUGCUGCUGUAAAACAAUAUGAAAAUAUCGUGCAAAGAGAACGUGACUUGUUAACGGAUAUUGAAAAGAAAAAAAAAGAGAUCGAAAGUAGAGAUGCAUUAAUUAAUCAAUUAUGUGACUACUUAUCAAACGCACCAGUAUCAGAAGAAUUCAUUUCUCUACAAAACGAAUAUGAAAAACAAGAGAAAGUAUUGAAAUUACAAGUGGAUGAAAUGAAUAAUAUCAUGCGGUGUUACAAUCAACUUGAAAGCGAUCUAGUAAGUGAACAGAAUAAAGUUCGACAAUUCGAAAAUCUUCGACGAGAAGAAGAUCAAGCUGUGAAAGAAUUGAUUCAAAUAAAAUAUGAUAUUUCGUAUACUGAACAUGUUCAAUUACAGCCGAUUAUGGUCGAAAAUUAUCUCAAAACAUUGUCUUACUCGGGUAAAACACCAAUGCAUGAAAAGAACAUCAGAAUUCAUCCGGACAUUCAUCAAAUACAAGAACAUUUUAUCUCAUGGAAUUUAGAAGCUUAUUCUAUUCAUCAUGUUACCAUGAAUGCUAUUCGUUCUCGAACUGAAAAGAUCAUCAAACAAGUAGCAAGACAAAAGAAGAAAAUUCAUGAAAAUACCGUUGUGGCUAUUUCGACUGCAACGGGAUCAGGCAAAUCGACGCUUUUACCUCCAUUACUUGUCGUUGCUGGUUAUGACAAAAUCUUAAUUACACAACCACGUCGAUUACCCUGUAAUCUUUUAUCAAAAAGGGUUAACUCCACUAUGGACAAUUCUAUUUUAAGUGAUUGGGCUGUGUCUGGUGCCCGUUCUAGCAAGGUCUUACGUGCGCCUAUUCUCUAUUUGACCGAUGGACUCCUUAAAGAAUAUUUAUUGUAUCGUGAACGAUAUUUGGUUCAUCAAGCGAAGAUUAGCAAGCAUGGACUUGUUUUCUUCAUCGAUGAAGUUCAUGAGCGUUCUAUAAACAUUGACCUUUGCCUUACUUUAUUAGCUCGAUUUCUAGAAAAGAAUCCUUCAAUCCAUUCAAAGUUGAAAAUUAUCAUUUCCUCGGCUACACUCGAUCCGUCCAUAGCACGAAUCUUUCGUCCAUUCAAAUUAUACGAAACAAAAUUGGAAACAUCGACUCUGCAUCAGGUCGAUAGAAAAACUCCUUCUACGGAGAAUAUCAUCGAUUUAGUUUCUCGAUUAAAUCAACAACUUGAGUGUAAUGAACAAAUACUUUGUUUCGUUAAAUCAACACAAGAAGUGGCACAAUUGAUCAAAUUAUUGAAGCUAGUGAAAGGUUUGCCAGCUUUUCCAUUAGUUCAAUCGCAGCCAUCAAAUGAACAGCAAAAACUUAUUGAAACAAAGCAUAUUUUCUUUUCUACAACAGUUGCUGAAACAUCUUUAACGUUUCCUUCGCUCAAAUAUGUUAUCGAUACUGGUCUUAUUCAUAUGCCUGUCUAUGAUCCAUCAACAGAUACAACUGAACUUUGUGAAUUGAAUGCAGCUGAAUCAACAAUCAAACAACGCCAAGGACGACUUGGACGAACACGAUCUGGUGAAUAUUAUCCAUUAUAUACGUUUAAUCCUUCCGACAAGAAAUUUCCAGUCCCACAAAUAUGUCAAACAGAAUUAGUUCAAAUCGAAUUUUCUCUUCGAAGGUCUCCAUUGGAAUGUGGGUUAGAUCAUUUAAAAAAAUGGAUGCCUAAUCCACCUAGUGAAAAAAUCAUUAGUGCAGCCAGUAAACGCUUGCAUCAACUCGAUAUCCUUGAUAAAAAUAAACAUUUUACAGCAAUUGGUAUAUCGAUUUCUAAAUUGCCCGAUUUCGGAAACAUAGAAUUGAGCAAAGCAGUUCUAGUAGGUUUACAGAAAUAUAACUGUGGCCGAGAUAUCAUUCGACUGGCUGCUAUUCUUGGUGUACUGAACACAUCAUCCAUUCUGCGUUCUAUUCCUGCUCGUUAUACAAAAGCUGAAGGUGAUUUUAUGACAUUACUCACUGUAAUGGAUGUCGUUCUUGCUCAGAAACUCAUUCAACCACCACAUCUAUUCGAUAUAGAUGAUGCUUGUAAACAAACUGGUCUAACAGAAAUAGCACAUAUCCUCCAACGUGCUAUUCUACGACAUGAGUCAUUUGAAACAUUUUUUUUCUCAUCAAAAGAAUACUGCGCAGCAGCUCAGUGUUCAUCGAAUGGUGACUGGGAACCAAUCGCUCGUGCUCUUCUCGAUGGCUACUCGGACAAUGUGUAUCUAUCACUGGCAGAAAUUCAAGGUAGAAAACAUUAUUACCUUCGCUAUACAGUUCCAAACACGACAGAAAAACAGCGAAAAGCUGUGCUCGAUUCGACAUCGAAACUUGCACGGCCUCUCAGUGCGCAGCCUGUUUCUCUAGUACUUGCUCGUGACAUUCGCAUUUCAACAGAUAUUCGAGCUCGAUCGAUCAUCUCGAUUCUCGGUGAGAUUCAGCCAGAUUGGCUUGAUCGAGCUCUUGAACGUGACAUUCCAUUAGUCAAUAAAGAAAUCAAAAUGUAUAAUGAACAAAUUAAAAGUAGUCCAGAUUUUAUGACCAUAUCAAGCAAUAUUGUUUGUACUUUAAGUGGCAGUCAAUUAACUUUAUCAGGACAAGCCGGUUGUGUGCUAGCGACAGAAUUACAUGUACGAAACAAACUUGUGGUAAAGUAUACAACACAACUUAUUUCGGAAAAUGAGAUCGAUCAAUCAUUGAAACAAAACGUUGAAAAUCUAAUCGAUACAUUGCAUAUUUUUCUUCCGAUGGUAUGGCGUUGGAAGGCAGAAAAACAGGUGAAAAUAAUAUUUCUUCAGACAAAAAAAGAAGGUGAAAUUGUAAUAAAAGCUCGUGAAGAAGAUUAUAAGAAUGUACGAAAAGAGCUUGAUUCAUUUGUUGGAUGGCUUCGAUCAUGUAAAGCUUUACACUUGCAUCCAGGUCUAUCACCUCGCCGCUUUAUUGAUCCACAAACGAAACAACCAUCGUCCGAUAUUGAAAGUCGUAUCAGACGCAUUACUGAUAUUACACUAACUUCAGUUGAUCUCUGGCCACGAGUUCGAGGACCAGCAGCGACGAGAGAAACACGAAUGGAAGUCGUAGCAUGGACAGCAGUAUGCCAUUUUCAUUGUAAAUUAGAAGGCGGUUUUAUUCGUGAUUGGGUAGUUGCGAAUCAGUCAGCUCAACCUCCAUUAAGUACUCCACGCCAACAAUGGGUUCAAUUUCAAAAUAAGAUUCCGGCUAUAGACAAAGCUUUAAUUCCAUCGGAUCUCGAUUGUCAUUUACCCAUUGAUCAUCAUUUUGAUAUGGACCGGUUUCUUGAUGAAAUGCACAAGUUUGAAAUACCAACAGAAGUAUAUCGGCAGCAUUGGCGCUAUAUAUUACUUUUUGAUCGAGAUUAUCCGACAGGACCAUUCACAAUGGAUCUUAUCGAACCGCAUGUUGCACUCACACACAAUCGCAUUGAUUUUGAUGUUAACAAUCUAUAUGUCAUGCGUGAAUUCUGUGCAGAAUUAGGUCAACGAGUCAAUCUUCAUGAUCCACCAUUUUCCAUUGAUCUUGAAGAAAUUGUUCAAAAGAUAAAAAUGAAGCAAUUUCGUGUACUACGACCCAUUGAUAACAUAGUACAGACACGUAUCGAUAAGAUGCUCGCACGUGGAUGGCAAAAGACCGAUGAAGAUUUGAAUUAUAUUCCACCACCACAAAACAAUUUCAAAUUUGUCUUAGAUCCAUUACCACAAAACUAUCAGAUUUACCAACAGGUUGAAAAUGCGAUGAAGCAAAUUCCCAAUGUAAAAAUUCUGUCUAUUGAGCAAAUUCGAAACCCAGUUGUCUACGAAACCUAUCAUGCGAUGAAAAAAUUGAUUACAGGUCAAUGUCAUAAUGGAAAUCCGAAUGAAUGUUAUUUAUUUCAUGGUGCACCUACAGACGAAGCUGAAAAAAUAAUGACGAUGGGUUUUGAUGAUCGCUACUUUAGCAAGAGUGGCUUAUAUGGUAAGUCGUAA
Messenger RNA from Rotaria sp. Silwood2, 5817 nucleotides. The record is from the annotation of a GenBank genome assembly. Lineage: Eukaryota; Metazoa; Rotifera; Eurotatoria; Philodinida; Philodinidae.